AGUCAACAGCACACGUUCAGGGAAAUACUCAGGAACAGGAUGUGACGACUGUCCUUCCACGACAGCUUUCUUUGGGUGUAUUUGACAAACAUACAAGCGAAAAAUACAAUUUAGCUAGUCGAGGAGUGCUUGAUUCUAUCGGUUUUAAAAUAACUUAGUGACCGGUGUGGCUGGCGGGGCAGGAUGAGUGGGGCAGCGCUAGGCAUCGAGAUCGUGGUGGUGUUUUUCCUGGCCUUGUUCCUGCUGCAUCGGUAUGGUGACUUCCGGAAGCAGCAGCGCAUGGUGCUGUUUGGCACUCUGCUGGCCUGGUAUCUGUGCUUUCUCAUCGUCUUCAUCCUUCCUUUGGACGUCAGCACUACCAUCUAUAAGCAGUGCAAGAUAGAUCACGAAGACCACACCCCUGCUGCUUCGGUGAACCCCGUGCUGUCCAAUCAAACGACAGGGAACUCGACCGUUACACCCACAAAAAGUGUUCCAAGGGUGUGUUAUAAACCGUGGAGCUACAUUCCUGAUGGCAUCAUGCCAGUGUUUUGGAGGGUGGUGUAUUGGACAUCUCAGUGUCUUACCUGGCUGCUGCUGCCCUUCAUGCAGUCGUACGCCCGUUCCGGAGGCUUCUCCAUCGCCGGGAAGAUCAAGACGGCCCUGAUAGAGAACGCCAUCUACUACGGAACCUACCUGCUCAUCUUCGGCUCGUUGCUCAUCUACGUGGCCGUCCACCCCGAGUGGCGUCUCUCCUGGUAUGAGCUGCAGACGAUCGGCAUCACGGCGGCCAACACCUGGGGCCUCUUCCUGCUGGUGCUGUUGCUGGGCUACGGCCUGGUGGAGAUCCCGCGCUCCUAUUGGAACGCGUCGCGGCGGGGCCACCUGCUCAUCAAGACCUACUUCAAGGCGGCUAAGCUGAUGACGGAGAAGGCCGACGCGGAGGAGAACCUGGAGGACGUCAUGGAGGAGGUGAGGAAGCUCAGUGAAGCCAUCAAGUACAACCACCCACUGAGGGAGUGCAUCGACACCAUCCUUAAGAAGUGUCCCGUGGACUACCAGGAGAAGAUGGGCAGGAACAUGGACGACUACGAGGACUUUGACGACAAACAGAACACCUAUCCCAGCGAGAAGAGCCUGGUGAAGCUGCAUAAACAGGUGAUCUACGCAGUACAGAGGCACAACCGGACUCGCGUCCAGUGGCAGAUCCUCCUGCAGCAGGCCGUCCACCUGGAGGACGUGGCCAAGAACGAGGCCAGCUCGGUCCACGCGUUCGUCCACAGCUUCCCCUCCUCCGAGCCGCCGGGCUGGUUCGGCCGAUACCUGUACACCCCGACCGUAGAAUGGUACUGGGAGUGCUUGCUGAAGCAGUGGUUCCACCGCCUGCUGUCCGUCAUGCUGUCUCUGUUCUCGGUGGCCGUGGUGUGGUCCGAGUGCACCUUCUUCAGCACCCGGCCCGUCCUCUCCCUGUUCGCCGUCUUCAUCCAGCUGGCCGAGAGGGAAUACAACUACCUGUAUAUCGAGAUGGCGUGCUUCAUCACCAUCUUCUUCUUGUGCACGUGCGUGUAUUCCACUGUGUUCCGCAUCCGAGUGUUCAACUACUACUACCUGGCCUCUCACCACCAGACCGACGCGUACAGCCUGCAGUUCAGUGGCAUGCUUUUCUGCCGCCUGACCCCUCCCCUGUGCCUGAACUUCCUGGGUCUGAUCCACAUGGACUCUGCCAUCUCCCACCAGAAGAAGGAGCAGACGGCCUACACCUCCAUCAUGGGCUCCAUGCGCGUGCUCUCCUUCAUCGCUAACGGCUUCUACAUCUACUACCCCAUGCUGAUAUUGCUCCUCUGUAUCGCGACCUACUUCAGCCUGGGGACCCGCUGCCUGAACCUCCUGGGAUUCCAACAGUUCAUGGGGGACAACGAACUGACCUCCGACCUCAUCGACGAGGGCAAGGAGCUGAUCCGAAGAGAGAAAAGAAAGCGACAAAGGAUCGAAGAUGGAGAGAAUCGCCGUAAAGAGUGGAAGGAACGCUAUGGUAACCAGAGGGAAGACCACGCAACUCGGAAUAGGAGCAGCCAUGCUGAAAUGAAGGAAACCAGCACGUACUCCGACACCGUCAGCGCCAACACCAACAGGCAGGCGAAGUACACUCGAACGGGCGGCCGGCCCGAGAGAGACUGCAUAGAGCUUCUCCAGGAUGCCGAGCCCUUGGACUUCAAUGCGGAGACGCUCACAGACGACCCUCUGGAGUCUGAUACCAGACAUGCAGGGGGCAGGUACCUGUCCAUGUCGUCAUCUCGGAGCAAGAUCUUCGACGACGUCUGAGGAUGGAGAGACGGUCAGUGUCGCAGGAGCAGAAAUGCACAUCCAUUUUGAUCCUUUACGCACCCAUUUUGCAAAUACCGCAGGAAAUCGAUUUUCUCACCCAAACCCUCUGAAUGUAGAACACCAUCUGUGUUUCUCUAAUUGUUGGCAUGACACCUAACGUGAAUCUCCCCUCCUGUUCCUCUUCAGAAACCAGUUACAGUAGGUCAUUGUGGUAGUAGAUACACUUCCCAGUUUCGAUAUUGCUGUUUUAUCUUGUGCCAGAGCACUGUGUCGUGAAGGGCACACAUCUCCCAUACAUGUCCUAACCACUGUGGUCGUCAACCCAGAUUUUUUGGACAUGACUGGAAUGACGAGGAUGUUACGUCUAAUGAAGGAUCCUGGUGGAGUCAAAAGUUGUGAUGUAUAGAGAAAGAGAGAGGAUUUUUCUUAUUUUAUUCCCAGAUGAUCAGCUACUCUGCAGUUACAUUAAUAUAUAGAAACGGAAAGAUAAAUGUUUGUUAGUAUUAGAUCCCAUGUAUUGUUUUGAUUGACUAGUUGUAGAUUUGAAAUGUGGAAGGACAGUUGCCUUGAUCUGUAUAUGAAGCUGCUACCAAGUAAUACUUCAUAUUUCGACCUGGAUAAUGCGGUUCAUAUGGACAGUUACACAGUAGCCAAAUACAAACUUGAGUUGUCAACGAUUUGGAUCCCAUGUUUUCCUGCGCCUAACGCCAGAUAAGUUCUCUGCAGCAAUUUCUGAUACGGAAAUGAUUUACAACUAAUUCUGAAAAUAGUCAAUCAAUGGGGGAUAUAUACUGUAUCAUCUAUAUUGUCUCAAAGGCCAGUAGUGACUCAUUAGGUCAAGUAAAAAAAAUAAUUCUAAAAAAGGUUUUGAUGUUACAUCUUCUGUGUACAUCUGCCAUCUUGUUUAAAAGCUUCUUUCAGUUUGUUUUUCUGACAGCUUCACACUGGCAAGGCUUCAGAGAAUGUAUGGUGUUAUGGUGAAAAUUUCAAAUCUGACUGUUGGGUUGCAUUUGUGCCAUUUUCGUUAUCUGCCAUACUGUAUAUAUUUUUGACUGCUUAAACGAAAAUGGCAAAUGUGUGUCUCACCCAAUGUAACCUUUAUUUCUGUUUGCAUGUUCUACUUCGAAAAAGUGUCCUUGAAAUGUGUUACAUACAAUAUUUACAUUGGUCGAAAGAUCCUGCUGGCAGGUUUGGUCAAUUAGGUCACCUGAUUCGCUAUCCAGGAAGUACAGCUGAGUCGUAAGUCAAGAUGGAGGACCUGGUAGACUUUGUACUUGAAAGAUCAUUUAGAGGAUGCGAUGUAUAACGAGGUCUAAAAUUCAUAACUGUCGAUGGCACGAUGCACGUUUUUUUUUUGAAAGCGGUGAAGAAUGAUCUGAAACGAUCUAAACUGUAAUUUUCCAUCUAAACUUGUAUUUUCCAUCUUCAGAUUUGUUUCCAUGUCUUCAUCAAUCAUGCACUGAUGUGUAUAUAUUGUUAGAUUUUUUUGUAUUACAGGUUUAAUUAAGGUAGCUCAGAGAUGUCAGCACAAUGUUAUUUAUUUUAAUAUAUUUCACUUCAAUGUUACUUUAACAAUCUGUUGAUCUUAAUACUGUUUAGUCUGCUGAUACCUGAUUAUACUUCUCAAAUAUGUCUUGUUUUGAAUAUGAAGUUGAGUAUCAUGAAAUAAAUCCUUUGGCACUACAAAUCAUUCAUAACCUGCUGAUGGAUUUGACCAUGUACCCAUAUUUCCUCCCCUGUGCACAUGCAUUAUGAUGCUGGUAUUGUUUAAUUUAAACAUGGUGGUGGUUUGUGUAUUACAUUUUGUAAGUUAACGUAGACUAAACCAGUGUUGUGCAAUUAAAAUGUCAUGAAACAACGUUUGUGA
Messenger RNA from Osmerus eperlanus (European smelt), 4171 nucleotides. RefSeq names its product LMBR1 domain containing 2b (gene lmbrd2b). The coding region runs from base 184 to 2301 and encodes 705 amino acids. The record is from RefSeq and is a predicted model, not a curated record. Lineage: Eukaryota; Metazoa; Chordata; Actinopteri; Osmeriformes; Osmeridae. The transcript has 18 exons. Gene Ontology annotation, biological process: adrenergic receptor signaling pathway. Gene Ontology annotation, cellular component: membrane.